AUGAAACUGGGGGCAGCACAUCUGAAGAGCACCAGGUUGGGGAAGGCUGUUAUUAACUCUACCCUGCACAUUGUUCUCCACUCUACCUCCCCAGACAGCUGUCAGCAGCUGGAAAGUAGUUUGGAUUCUGAGCACCCCCAAGGUGGUAGCAGCCAAGAUCUGGAUGAGUCCCAAAUCCAUUUGCAGCUGAAGCGCAAACUGCAAAGAAACCGAACUUCUUUUACCCAGGAGCAAAUAGAGGCACUGGAGAAAGAAUUUGAGCGUACUCAUUACCCUGAUGUCUUUGCCCGUGAACGCUUGGCAGCAAAAAUUGAUCUCCCCGAAGCCCGGAUCCAGGUCUGGUUCUCCAACCGCAGAGCUAAAUGGCGUCGGGAAGAGAAACUGCGGAACCAGAGGCGCCAAGCAGGUGGCACUGGGGGGCACCUGAUCAUAAACAGCAGUCUUGGCACUGUGGGCAGUGCUGUCUACCAGUCACUCCCCCAGCCUGUAGGGUCAGGUGCUAUGUUGGGCCAUACAGAAAGUGUCCUCAGCAACACCUAUGGUUCUCUUCCACCUUUGCCCCCCUUCUCCAUGGCCAACAACAGCCUCCCUAUUCAGCAGGCAGUGCCCCCUGUUGCCAGCCAGACUUCGUCUUAUUCCUGCAUGCUCCCUGGCAGCCCGUCGGUGAGAAGUUAUGAUUCAUAUGCGCCCUCCCAGCUCCCCUCUCAUAGUCUGAACUCCAGCAGUGGGACCUCUACCGGGUUAAUCUCUCCGGGAGUGUCAGUUCCUGUUCAAGUCCCAGGCGGGGACUCUGAUCUUGCCCAGUAUUGGCCACGACUGCAAUGAACAUGAAAGUGGAGGAGGAAAAAAACAAACAAGCCAAAAGGAAGGGAAGGUUAAUGGAGAGAAAAGGGCUUUUCCUCUGCAAGGGGAAAUAUGGGAGUGGGUGAAAAAAUCUCUGGGAGGGGACAGUAGAGAGGGAGAGCUUCCCUGCCCUUCCCCCUUUCUGUCUCUAAGUUAGGCAACUGUAUCUGUCUUGGUUCUAAAGCAGUGUUUCUCAACCUGGGCAACUUGACGACGUGUGGACUUCAGC
Molecule: messenger RNA, 1072 nt
Organism: Candoia aspera
Lineage: Eukaryota; Metazoa; Chordata; Lepidosauria; Squamata; Candoiidae
Product: paired box protein Pax-6-like
Exons: 7
Coding region: 1-825 (274 amino acids)
Biological process (GO): regulation of transcription by RNA polymerase II; anatomical structure development
Molecular function (GO): DNA-binding transcription factor activity, RNA polymerase II-specific; RNA polymerase II cis-regulatory region sequence-specific DNA binding
Source: RefSeq, a predicted model, not a curated record